CCAGAAAACAACACGGGCGGAGUCGAGAACCCAAGAGCGACGUGCGCGGGGACGAGAAGGAGAAUCGAGGUUCCGCGCGGGCGGAGACGAGAAGCAGCGCUCGGGCACGCGGGGACGGCGGCCGGCGCGGGCGGGCGCGGCCUUUGUCUCCACCUCCGGCGCGCUCCGCGGCUGCACCGGCCCGAUGAGCCCGCGGCCCCCCGGCGCUCGGGCCGCCCGCAGCCCCUGACCUGACCUGCCCUCGCCAUGGCCGAAGCCACCUCCAACGCCGGGGGCACGUCCCUGGAGGGCGAGCGUGGCAAGAGGCCCCCGCCUGAGGGCGAGCCUGCAGCCCCGGCGUCCGGAGUUCUGGACAAGCUUUUUGGGAAGCGGCUCCUGCAGGCUGGUCGCUACCUGGUGUCCCACAAGGCGUGGAUGAAGACGGUGCCCACGGAGAACUGCGAUGUGCUGAUGACCUUUCCAGACACGACUGAUGACCACACGCUGCUAUGGCUGCUGAACCACAUCCGCGUGGGCAUCCCCGAGCUCAUCGUACAAGUCCGCCACCACCGCCACACGCGUGCCUAUGCCUUCUUCGUCACCGCCACGUAUGAGAGCCUGCUUCGAGGAGCCGACGAGCUGGGUCUGCGCAAAGCAGUGAAGGCCGAGUUUGGCGGGGGCACCCGCGGCUUCUCCUGCGAGGAGGACUUCAUCUACGAGAAUGUGGAGAGUGAGCUGCGCUUCUUCACCUCCCAGGAACGCCAGAGCAUCAUCCGCUUCUGGCUGCAGAACCUGCGAGCCAAGCAGGGCGAGGCACUACACAACGUGCGCUUCCUGGAGGACCAGCCAAUCAUCCCUGAGCUGGCAGCCCGCGGGAUCAUCCAGCAGGUGUUCCCGGUCCAUGAGCAGCGCAUCCUGAACCGCCUCAUGAAGUCGUGGGUGCAAGCUGUGUGUGAAAACCAGCCUCUAGAUGACAUCUGUGACUACUUCGGAGUAAAGAUUGCCAUGUACUUUGCCUGGCUGGGUUUCUACACAUCAGCGAUGGUAUACCCAGCCGUCUUUGGCUCUGUCCUGUACACGUUUACGGAGGCUGAUCAGACAAGCCGGGAUGUAUCGUGUGUGGUUUUUGCCCUCUUCAACGUGGUCUGGUCAACCCUGUUCUUGGAGGAGUGGAAACGGAGGGGGGCGGAGCUGGCCUACAAAUGGGGGACGCUGGACUCACCUGGGGAAGCAGUGGAGGAGCCACGGCCCCAGUUCAGGGGUAUCCGGCGCAUCAGCCCUGUGACGCGGGCUGAGGAGUUCUACUACCCACCCUGGAAGCGGCUGCUUUUCCAGCUGCUCGUGAGUCUCCCCUUGUGCCUCACCUGCCUGGCCUGUGUGUUCCUGCUCAUGCUCGGCUGCUUCCAGCUGCAGGAGCUGGUGCUGAGCGUGAAAGGGCUGCCUCGUCUUGCCCGCUUCCUGCCCAAGGUCGUGCUGGCCCUGCUGGUCAGCGUGAGCGCAGAGGGCUACAAGAAGCUCGCCAUCUGGCUCAACGACAUGGAGAAUUACCGGCUGGAGAGCGCCUAUGAGAAGCACCUCAUCAUCAAAGUCGUCCUGUUCCAGUUUGUCAACUCAUACCUGAGCCUCUUCUACAUUGGCUUCUACCUCAAGGACAUGGAGCGCUUGAAAGAGCUCCUGCUCGUCCUGUCCCUGUCCCAGAGCCUCGAGCGGCAGCUUCGGGCGGUGCUGGUCCCGCUCGCGGCCCUGCGGUUCCGCCUGCUCCUCCUCUCCCUCCGGGGCCUUCUGCUCGUGGCCCGGGCCAAAAUGCUGGCCACUCUGCUGAUCACCCGCCAGUUCCUCCAGAACGUGCGUGAGGUCCUGCAGCCGCACCUGUACCGGCGGCUGGGCCGUGGCGAGCUUGGCCUGCAGGCUGCCUGGGAGCUGGCCCGUGCCCUGCUUGGCCUGCUGAGCCUCCAGCGCCCUGCACCCCGCCGCCUUGAACCCCAGGCCGAAGAGGGUGGCGGAGGCGGCAGCGGGGGCCGCAGGUGUCUCAGUGGGGGCUGUGGGGCACCUGAGGAGGAGGAGGAGGCUACCGUGGAGCGGCGGCCUGCGGGGGAAGGUGGGGAGAUGGGGGAUGGGCCCCGGGGAGGCAAGGAGGAAGAAGAGGAGGAGGAGGAGGAUGAGGAGGAGGAGGAGGAGGAGGAAGAUGAGGAGGAGGAGGGUGAGGAGAGCGGCCUCCUGGACUGUGGGCUCCGGCUGAAGAAGGUCAGCUUUGCUGAACGAGGGGCUGGGCGGCGGCGACCUGGCCCAGAGGCCCUCCUGGAGGAGGGGAGCCCCACUAUGGUGGAGAAGGGGCUGGAGCCGGGAGUAUUCACACUGGCUGAAGAAGACGAUGAGGCCGAAGGGGCUCCCGGCAGUCCCGAGCGGGAGCCUCCGGCCGUCCUGCUCCGCCGGGCUGGGGGCGAGGGCCGUGACCAGGGGCCAGACGGGGGCCCAGACCCGGAGCCAGGUUCGGGCGACUCAGCCCGGAGGCAGCGGCGACAGAAUCGGUCAUCCUGGAUUGACCCACCCGAGGAGGAGCACUCACCCCAGCUUACCCAGGCUGAGCUUGAGAGCUGUAUGAAGAAGUACGAGGACACGUUCCAGGACUACCAGGAGAUGUUCGUGCAGUUCGGCUAUGUGGUACUCUUCUCGUCUGCCUUCCCCCUGGCCGCUCUGUGCGCCCUGGUCAACAACCUCAUCGAGAUCCGAAGCGACGCCCUCAAGCUGUGCACGGGGCUGCAGCGGCCCUUCGGGCAACGGGUUGAGAGCAUCGGCCAGUGGCAGAAGGUGAUGGAGGCCAUGGGUGUCCUGGCAAUCGUGGUCAACUGCUACCUGAUCGGCCAGUGCGGGCAGCUGCAGCGCCUCUUCCCCUGGCUCAGCCCCGAAGCGGCCAUCGUGUCUGUGGUGGUGCUCGAGCACUUCGCUCUGCUCCUCAAGUACCUCAUCCACGUGGCCAUCCCCGACAUCCCAGGCUGGGUGGCCGAGGAGAUGGCCAAGCUUGAGUACCAGCGCCGGGAGGCCUUCAAGAGACACGAACGCCAGGCCCAGCACCGCUAUCAGCAGCAGCAGCGGCGGCGGCGGGAGGAGGAGGAGCGCCAGCGCCACGCGGAGCACCAUGCCCGGCGAGAGCGCGAUGCCAGCGGCCGGGAGGAGGCUCGGGCCGAAGGCUCAGGGCUGGACCCUGCUGCCCCUGAGAAGGCCUCUGCCAAGGCCAAGGGCAGUGGGGCAGGCGGCCACGGGCAAGAGCGGCCCAAGCGCCCGGGGUCCUUGCUGGCACCCAACAACGUCAUGAAGCUGAAACAGAUCAUCCCGCUGCAGGGCAAGUUCCUGUCGUCUGGGGCCGCAUCCUCACUGGCCAGCGCGGGGGCUGGCCCUGCCGCCCGGCCACCCCCUGCCCAGUCACCCACGGGUAGCGACACCCGCCUGCCAGCCUUCCUCAGCUUCAAGUUCCUCAAGUCACCUGAGACACGGCGGGACCCAGAGCGUAGCCACUCACCGCCCAAGGCCUUCCACGCUGGCAAGCUCUUUCCUUUCGGUGGGGCCCGGGCUGACGCCGGGUCCAACGGGGCAGGUGGGCAGGCCCGGCUGGAUGGGACCCCCAGCGGCGGAGGAGGCCGAGCCCAGCGGAGUGGGCCGGUGGACGAGGCUGCGGCUGAGGAGCCGGACGCCCCCCGGCCUGAAGAGGAAGGCUCAGGUCACAAGCUUUAACUCGGGGGUGGGGACUCUGGGCUGGGCUUUGCGGGAAGGGGUGGGGUGGCCAGGCCUGGGGAGAGGGGCUGAAGGGGACAGAGGAGGCCCGGUCUCUGUACCGGUUGGGAACCUGGGUACGCGGUACGUGGAGCCUCUCAGUCAAAGCCUGCUCAGUAUCUCCGGGACCCUUGACAGCCAAAGCCCCCUGUCCCGGCGGCCCUCCCAGGGCACCCUGCCCUCCAUGCUCUGGUGCCAGGAGAGAUGCAGGAGGCUUCUUCCCCACCUGGCUCAGCCUCUCCUGCCCCUAUGAGACCCCACACCCAGCUCAUUCUGGGGGGACUGGACCCCCCCCCGGGCCUCUAUGCAAGUCCCUAACCUGCAGCCCUGCUGUUCAGGGAGGCCUUCCUUGGAGGUGGGGGCCAGGGCUGCCUACCCAGGGAGCUCGGCGUGCUCGGCCACAGGCUGCACCCGGAUUCGCGCUGAGCAGAGGUGCAAGCCUCGUGCCCACCCGCCCCCUCCCCCUCCCCCCCCCCCCCCCAGCCCACUUUGCUAGCCCCAACCCCAGCCCAACCCAGCUCCAGGCUCCAGCAGCUCAUCCCCCAGGGAGCCCGAGAGGUGGCAGCUGCAACACCAGGGACGCAGGUCAGAAAUCAGAGGGACUUCCUCAGACUGUCCCCUCCCCCCCGUGACGGGGAGGGGCCCAGUGCCCAGAGGCAGGGGAUGCACCGGAAGACGCCCACCCCUUGUCACUGAUCAGAAGCAAUAAGGCCCUCGAGGUGCCUGGAAGCCCGGGAGGGAGCGCGGGCAGGGUCCGAGCGGGGUCCGGCGGCGGGGGCGGCACCCCCCCGGAACGGCCCCUCUCGCCUCCGCAGGGACAGCGCUGGCCCCCGUGGGCGCCCC
Molecule: messenger RNA, 4590 nt
Organism: Felis catus (domestic cat)
Lineage: Eukaryota; Metazoa; Chordata; Mammalia; Carnivora; Felidae
Gene: ANO8
Product: anoctamin 8
Exons: 18
Coding region: 247-3708 (1153 amino acids)
Biological process (GO): chloride transmembrane transport
Cellular component (GO): plasma membrane
Molecular function (GO): chloride channel activity
Source: RefSeq, a predicted model, not a curated record